UUAAUAAUCUAAAUAAAACUGUGCAUUAAUUACUAAUAAUCAAAUUUUUCAUUAAUGUGUACCAUUUGUGUAUUUUCGUAUUUUAGUUAAGUAGUAUUCUAAGGUUGGUAUCCCGAUAAUAUCUUUGGUUAUCAAGCAGUGCGAGCGUGUGCGAGCGCUAAACUCAAAUUAUUCAUCUUGUUUGGUCGAUAUAAUAUUUUACCAAAGCCAGUUGACUUGCAGCGCUUGUUUAUCAAAUUAGGACCAUUUAUUCUUAUAUACUAGGCUAAGUUGCAGAUUUAGUUAUAUUUAUAAUGGAUUUAACGUCUAUAAAAUCGAGUUCUUAUACUAACACAGAAAAUUCGCAUACUGUAAGCAUAUCUGCUAAAUUAAGGCGACUUAAAAUAGAAGAAAGUCUUUUACUUCAAAGUAUAAAUAAGUGUGUUCGUGAGUUUCCAUCGACGGAUAGUGAUAAUGAUAGUACUACUUCUUUUUCGGACUUCUCUGGUUUUUCAGCAAAAAUCAAAGAAUCACUUAGACAAAUAACUUUAACAUUUCAAGACAUAAAAACUAGUACAUCUUCCAAGGAAAUCUUGAAGUCCAUCGAUAUCGAUGAUGUAAAACGAAGUACCUUGGACUUGGAGAACAAUAUGAGGAAUUUAAAAUUAUUACUUCAAUCAGAACUGACCAGCUUAAAAUCAGCUGAAAAACAACUGAACCAAAGCAUAAAUGAGAAUCCAAUCGCGAUCAGCAGAUUGAAGAGACACCCAAAAAUACCGACUGCAAAAUAUAACGAGAUAGUACCGAGUCCGGUUAAAACAUUAAUGAAUUCUCCAUUCAAAUGUUUGGAAGUUCAAGAAUUCCAAGAAUUUAUGAUGAACAGCCCAAAUCGAUAUGGUGGGUGGGCUGAAUACCACCAUAACAUAUUUGUUAAUUAUUGGCAGAAGUACUUCAAUUUAGAAAACAUCAAUGACGAACAAAGUGAAAGCUGCAUCGAAUCGUCGCCAUUUUACCAUUUGUUCUUGCGUGACCUUCAAUCCAAAUUACAAGAUAUAAGUGAAAAAGAAAUAACAUCUCACGUCAGGUGGUAUACGAAACUUGUUUACUUGAAGGAGCGUCAGCAAAAAGCUAUUGAUAAAUGGAGAUCUAAUCGAAGAGCUAUGAAAUCCAAGGUGAAGCCAGAUGAGAAAAAUAAUUUUAGUUUAAAAUUUAAUAGCAGUGACAGAAAAGACCGUUGCACUGCAAGCGAAAAAGAUAGCCUAGAUGAACGGACUAAAAAAGAGCUGAGUCUUCAAGCUCCGACUCAGAAUGAAGUAUGCUGCUUCGUAAGACAAUGUUUCAGUGACGAAUUAAAGAAGAUAGAUAAACUGCAAGAAAAUGUAUCCAAUGAGCAGAGUACGGUUGGUAAUGGAAAACCAGUGAUGAAGCGUUUCCAAAAAUCGACAAAGCAGUGGAACAUCAGACUGAACACGAAGACUAUUAAGACUGAUGUAAAUUGCAACAAUGUUGAGAGCAUAAAAAAGCUGCACACACCUACAUGGAGAGUUGGUUUAUAAAAUAAACGUGAAAUACAUUA
This is a messenger RNA of Trichoplusia ni (cabbage looper), 1555 nucleotides long. RefSeq names its product coiled-coil domain-containing protein 112-like. NCBI's taxonomy places the organism in Eukaryota, Metazoa, Arthropoda, Insecta, Lepidoptera, Noctuidae. Bases 294 to 1535 code for a protein of 413 amino acids. The transcript has 9 exons. The record is from RefSeq and is a predicted model, not a curated record.